AAGAAAAAGCCCCCAAGAAAUUAGUCCCUUCAUUAAUAGCGGCCAUUGGUGAAAUGAAAUCCCACUCCUGGAUUUUUCCUUAUUAAGAACCGACAAAACUAAUAAAUUCACUGCUCAUUUUCCAUUAAGGUUCGUUCUUACCACGAGAACUUGCAAGAACUUCCAUCGUUGGAGUGCUCUGUUUACUGCUCCAAAAGAAUCAAUCCAUAAUGGGGGCCAAAAGGGUGAAGAUUGAGCUGAUAAAGAACGAGAGGAGCCGGCUGCUGACUUACAAGAAAAGGAAGGCGAGUCUGCUGAAGAAGAUCAACGAGUUCUGCAUACUCUGCGACGUCAAGGCUUGCCUUAUCAUCUUCUCCGGCAACAACGGUGCCAAAGGCGGGGAGGAGCUCGAAACAUGGGCUCCGCAGUCCUGUACCGUGGAGGAGCUGAUCCAGCAGUACAGAAGCUCCGACAAGCCCAGCAAGUGCUUCACCGUCACCGAUUACUUCACAGAGAAGAAGAAAAGGGUGGAUGUCGAGCUGUCGAAGGUGAGGAAGCAGAUUUAUAAGUUGAAAUUCCCUAGUUGGGAUAAAAGGCUGGACAAUUUUUCCGUGGAUCAGCUUGGAGUCGUUCUCGUUCAGCUCGAUUCGAAGCUGAAGCUUGCCGAUGAGAGGAUCACGGCCUUGACAGCCGCCGAAAGGGCUAUUACAGGUCUGGUUCCUCCAGUGCCGAUAAAUUUCCAUAAUUCAGCGAUUCAGGAGGGGUGUCCUGUAACUGAGAGGGAGCUCGAUCAAGGGUACCCGUCAAAAUCACUAAUUUGCUCCGAUUUCAACUCCCAUCCGCUUCCAUCACCGUCGCAGUGGCAGAGCUCGGCUAUGGCUAAUGGCUACUCGGACAAACUGUACUCAACCAAUUCUUCCUUCUUCAUUCCUGACAGGUUCAAUUACUUUGCUCCUGGAGUUGGAGAAUUCUCUCCGUACAGUCCCCAAUUGAUGCAGGAAUUCAGUCCGGACAAAGGAAUGAACUUCAGCCUGAUGCAGCAGUACCAGCAGAGCAACGAUGUCCCUGUAACGAUGCAGUCGCUGCCCAUGCCAGUGCGGCAGGAACCUGUGACGAACAGAGGUCAUCAUCAGGGGAUGCUGAUGCCUGUGAAUGGUGGGAGUCAGUGGGUUUUCGACUCUGCUGGGAUGUUGGGAGUGAAUUCUGAUGGAGGAGGAGGGAUGGAGAUGGGGUAUGUACCUUCUUCAGGUUUUCAGCAGAUGCAGCAUCAGUUUUCUUCUCCUGCAAUGGCUGCUGCAGCAGGGUAUUAUUCUCAUCCCAUGAUGUUUCUGAACCAGUUGGAUGAGAAUAAUAUUGGUGCGUUUGAAUUUGACAGGGGAGACCAUAAUCUGUAGAUCGUUAUUUAGUAUUAGUCUUAUAUAUAGUGUUCAUGUUGGAUUGUUGGUUGUGUUUUCUUUCUGUUAGUUGUUAGUUUAAGAUUAGGCUUACUGUUAGUUCUACGGGAGACAACCUUGUUCUUUCUAGAUAAUGUUCUGCUAU
This is a messenger RNA of Linum tenue, 1518 nucleotides long. The record is from the annotation of a GenBank genome assembly. NCBI's taxonomy places the organism in Eukaryota, Viridiplantae, Streptophyta, Magnoliopsida, Malpighiales, Linaceae.